AUGUUGGAUAAUAUUGGAAGUGUAAUAUCAGGUUUACUGGUCAUUGGUCUUGUAUACAUGGCAACUACAAAUGAAGCUAAUAAGAAAAAGAAAUUAAAGCAAGAUGAACCAUCAUAUGAUUUGGUUAAAGUAGUUACACCUUGUGCAACCGGUGCUGUACUAUCAUUCACUGUAUUCAUUUGUGAAUCUUAUCCAUUCAAAAACUUUUUCAUACCAUUCUUGUUUAAAAAGAAUAGAAUUGAUGAAAUGUUUAAAUUCAAGGUUGAAGAUGGUGUUACACCCUAUCCAAAUGUACAAAAGAUGAAUGUUCCCAUUCAAAUUGCAUCCUAUGAGACCUAUUCACCUGAAAUGUUUUUAAAGGAUGCUUCAGUGCUCUCGUUGAAUGACCAUCUUUUGAAUCUAUCGCAUUCGGCUCUCAAAUACAACAAGGCCUAUGUAGACAAAUCGACCAAUGCAGUUGCUGUGGCCAAGGCAUUUGUAGAGUGUCAAAAACAUUCCGAUGCACAACCUAUCCCACUCAAGGCAUUUAUUAGUGUUCGUGAAGACGACAUUUUGGAGCAAGCUGCCAAGAGUCAAGAGAGAUGGGAAGCAGGCACCCCACUCUCUAUUCUCGACGGUGUCCCCAUUUCAAUCAAGGAUGAAUUGAAUAUGAAGGGUUAUAGAACUACCUGUGGUACUGCAUUCCUUAGAGACAGUCCUGUAUGGCAAGUAGAUUCAGAUUGUGCUGAACGACUCCGAAAUAUGGGUGCCAUCCUGGUAGGAAAGAAUAAUAUGCAUGAGAUUGGUAUCAGUACACUUGGGUACAAUGUUCAUUAUGGUUUCACUCGUAAUCCAUUCAAUCUUGAUUAUUAUCCUGGUGGUAGUUCAUCUGGUUCUGCUUCAACUGUUUCUUCUGGUUUAAAUCCAAUUAGUAUUGGAUGUGAUGGAGGAGGAUCUAUUAGAGUACCAGCUGCUCUUUGUGGAGUGGUUGGAUUAAAACCAACCUAUGCAAGAACUUCACAUACUGGUUGUUUUGACCUUUGUUAUUCAGUUGGUCAUGUCGGUCCAAUCGCAAGCAGUGUCAUUGAUUGUGCUAUUGGAUAUGCUGCAUUGGCAGGUAAGGAUCCACGUGAUCAUCAAACACUUGUCCAACCCGAUCCCCUUAUCCCCAACUUUAGUAAAAUCCCAAAAGAAAAACCUCUAACCGGUCUUCGUAUUGGUAUCUAUCAAGAUUAUGUCGAUGAUUGUACUGAAGAAAUUCGUAUUUCUUUUAAAAAAUCAAUUGAAAUAUUGGUAGAACAAGGAGCACAAGUUGUACCAAUCAAGAUUAAUCAUUUAUUAUAUAUUAGAUUGGCACAAGCUGUUAUUAUUUUGUCAGAGAUGAAUAACUCGAUGAGCAAGUAUAUGGGUAAAUACAAGAAUCAAUUCCACUUGGAUACUAGAGCAUCAUUGUCAAUGAUGGAGUUUGUCAGUGGCGGUGAAUACUUGCAUAGUUGUCGUAUUAGAACCUAUGCUAUCAACCAACUCAAAGCAAUCUUUGAAAAUGUCGAUAUCAUUGUCACCCCAUCUACAGCAUCCACCUCGCCAGAGAUUCGUCCAUCUGUUCUCGCCACUGGUGAGUCUAAUCUCACUGCUGUCGCCGAGUUGAUGAAAUAUGCAUUCUUGGGCAACAUUACCGGUGUCCCGGGCCUAACCAUUCCCGUCAGUGUCGAUAAAAACAAUCUCCCCAUCGGUCUCCAACUCAUGGGUAGAUGGUGGGAAGAAGAUCUCCUAUUGUACACUGGUUACGUCUUGGAGAAACAUGUUGGUUUUAAUGCCAAACCACAAUAUUUUAAUUCUCCAUUAAAUUCUAUUUUGGGUGGUAGUAAUUCUGACAAUAUGCAUAUUCCAUCAAACUAA
Messenger RNA from Cavenderia fasciculata, 1878 nucleotides. RefSeq names its product amidase family protein. Bases 1 to 1878 code for a protein of 625 amino acids. The transcript is spliced from 5 exons. Gene Ontology annotation, molecular function: catalytic activity. NCBI's taxonomy places the organism in Eukaryota, Evosea, Eumycetozoa, Acytosteliales, Cavenderiaceae. The record is from RefSeq and is a predicted model, not a curated record.